AUGGCCGACACCGGUGGCUGGAGCACUAUUGAGUCCGACGAGGGCCUAUUUACCUCCCUCGUCGAGACCCUCGGGGUACAAAAUGUCCAAUUCGAAGAGCUCAUCUCCCUAGAUGCAGACACAAUACGGUCCCUCGGAUCAGUCUACGGUGUAAUCUUCCUUUUCAAAUGGACCCGUGAAGCAGCCGGUGCACGCGCAGAAGCCCCCCUCGAUGGCAGCUACGACCCAACAGCUGCAGAAAACAACGUCUUCUUCGCGGCCCAAACGAUCCAAAACGCCUGCGGCACGCAAGCCAUCCUCUCCGUAAUCCUCAACCACGACAACCCCCCACAACCCCUCCCCCCAAUCACCCUCGGCAACGAGCUACACUCCUUCAAAGAAUUCACAACGGGGUUUCCACCCGAACUCCGCGGCGAAGCCCUCUCCAACUCCGAAGCAAUCCGCACCGCACACAACACCUUCGCUCGCGCGAGCCCAUUCGCCGACGAAACCGCCCGCCCUCAGGACGAAGAGAAUGCCGCGGAUGUGUAUCACUUUAUUGCGUACACGCCCGUUAAUGGCACGCUGUACGAGCUAGACGGUCUGCAACCACAUCCCAUCAGCCACGGCGCGUGCGACCCGUCCACGUUCCCGGAGAGAGUGAUCGAGGUGUUGCAGCGGCGUAUUGCGCGGUAUCCGCCUGAGGAGACGCAUUUCAAUCUUAUGGCAGUUGUGCAGGACCCGCGGCCGCGGGCGCGGGAGAUUGGGGAUGUGGAGACGUUGGAGCGUGAGGAGCGGAAGAGGGCUGCUUGGGCUUGGGAGAAUACGUUGCGUCGGUGGAACUUUGUUGGGUUUAUUGGGGAGAUGAUGAAAGGGGUUGUUGGGAUGAAGGAGGGGCAGGAUGGCAGUGGGAAGGCGUAUGAGGAGUGGGUUGAUGCGGCGAAGAAGGCGACGAGGAAGAAGUUGGAGAUGCGGCGAUAA
Messenger RNA from Penicillium cataractarum, 960 nucleotides. RefSeq names its product putative 26S proteasome-associated ubiquitin C-terminal hydrolase. NCBI's taxonomy places the organism in Eukaryota, Fungi, Ascomycota, Eurotiomycetes, Eurotiales, Aspergillaceae. Gene Ontology annotation, molecular function: cysteine-type deubiquitinase activity. Gene Ontology annotation, cellular component: cytoplasm. The record is from RefSeq and is a predicted model, not a curated record. Bases 1 to 960 code for a protein of 319 amino acids. The transcript is spliced from 3 exons. Gene Ontology annotation, biological process: protein deubiquitination; ubiquitin-dependent protein catabolic process.